Molecule: messenger RNA, 2017 nt
Organism: Xenopus laevis (African clawed frog)
Lineage: Eukaryota; Metazoa; Chordata; Amphibia; Anura; Pipidae
Product: vomeronasal type-2 receptor 116
Exons: 9
Coding region: 1-1977 (658 amino acids)
Source: RefSeq, a predicted model, not a curated record
AUGUUCAGAAAAGAAACUGUCACCAAUUCUACAUUGCAUUUCUCCAGUCAUCAUAUAUCUAAUGUCAAAAAAGCCAUCCCAGUUGGAGAACUUUUGAGAGUUCGGAGAAAUUGUUCUGAUGACAAUAUCUUUAAACAGAGGUCCAGAGAAAUGUCAGAUAGACUUAAGAAACGUGGAUACAGCAACAAAAUCAUUAAGAAAGGUCGAUCUAGAGCCUUCAGAACCCCAGGAUCUGACACUUUGAAUUCAAAGAGAAAAGCAAAUCAGGAAAUUUUAACCUCUAGACGUGCUCCCAAUCUUCGUGACAUGUUGGUUCGAAGUCACUUUGUUAAGAAAAAAAUCAAAUCAAUCCAAUCACCCAUCAGCUCUAUUGCGCCAGCUGGUGCUGUUUGUUUAACGCACAACAUCGGGUUUCACACUAAGCACGUGCCAGGGGUCUCCAAUGCAGCUGCUGAUGCUCUCUCAUUCACAGUGGCAGAGAUUCAGAGAAUCAGUUACAGCACCACAGACCCAGUACUCAGUGACAAGAUCCAGUUUCCAUCAUUCUACAGAACUAUCCCCAAUGAGGAGGCAGAAAUUGAUGGGAUUGUGCAGAUACUGAAGCACUUUGGCUGGAAAUGGGUCGGACUCAUUAUAUCAGAUGAUGACACUGGAUACAGAGCCCAGGAAAGGAUAAGGGACACUGUGUUUUGUCCUCUACCUGCUCUUAGCCCAGCCAGCUUAAACAUGGAUUUCAGGAUAUUUGCCAGAUAUCUUGCUAAAAGCUUGAUUCACUACUUGCUUCAUCUUAUCCAUACAGAUCAAGUAGACAUGGUCCCUCUGAUGGAGCUAAAUAAAUACAUCCGUAAUUUGACUUUUACAACAUCUACUGGUGACACCGUCUUCUUUAAUGACAAUGGAGAGCCCCCUUCUGCUUUUGAUAUAGUCAAGUGGUUUUUCCUACUAAAUGGUCGAGUUAUGAGACAGAAGAUUCCUACAUCUCAAUGCAAUAAACCCUGUUCCCCAGGAUACAGGAAAUCUAAAAUAGAAGGAAAACCAUCAUGUUGUUAUGACUGUAUCAAGUGUGCAGAUGGAGAAAUGUCCAACACAACAGAUGCAGCAAAAUGUGUGAGAUGUUCUGCAUAUCAGAAGUCUAAUACAGAGAGAACUGAAUGUCUUCUUAAACCUGUAAACUUUCUUUCCUAUACAGACACCAUGGGAGGCAGUUUUACUUCCAUUGCCUUGAUCUUCUUCAUUACAGCUUGCACAGUUUUGGGAAUCUUUGUGAAAUAUUGGGACACUCCAAUUGUGAAAGGCAAUAACCAAAAUCUCAGCUGUCUCCUCCUCAUCUCUCUCAUGUUGUGUUUCCUCUGCACUUUAUUAUUUAUUGGGCGCCCAACACAGAUAUGUUGUCUCCUCCGACAAGUAACAUUUGGGAUUGUAUUUACUAUUUCUGUUUCAUCUGUGUUGGCUAAAACUCUCACAGUUAUUAUUGCCUUCAAUGCCACUAAGCCUGGGAGCAAGCUGAAGAAGUAUGUAGGAACCCAACUGUCCAUUGUGUUAGUUAUAAUAUGCACUCUGGGUUCAAUUGUAAUCUCUGCUGUGUGGAUGGCUUCUCACCCACCCUUUUUUGAGGCUGAUACAUUUUCAGAAACGGACACAGUUAUUUUAAUGUGUAAUGAAGGAUCUGUAUCCCUUUUCUUUUGUGUUAUUGGAUAUAUAGGAACAUUGGCCCUACUAAGUUUCAUUGCUGCAUUUCUAGCCAAGGAUUUCCCUGACCGAUUUAAUGAGGCUAAAAACAUCACUUUCAGUAUGUUGGUGUUCUGUAGUGUGUGGGUGACAUUUGUCCCUGCAUACCUGAGCAGUAAGGGGAGUAGAAUGGUGGCAGUUGAGAUAUUUGGCAUCUUGUCCUCUAGUGCUGGAUUAUUGGGCUGUAUAUUUGUCCCUAAAUGUUAUAUUAUUUUUUUUCGAUCUGAAUUAAACACAAGAACAUUUUAGAUUAAUCACUUUGCUUAUCCUCCUUCAGCCCAAUAUUCAU